AUGGCAAAGAGAUGGGCGAAAACAAGCUAUCCGCUAAACAAAUCGUACUGCCCGUUGGCGGUGGAAAUUCGUGGACACCUUAAAAAGGUCGCACGAAGAGUAGACCUUGGGGUAUUGGUCACAACGUUGUGCUGUGGAAAAGGAAUUUUCUGCGAGGUUGAUGUUUUACAAAUAUUAGGGGCGGUCCGAAAUUCCGACGAUCCGGUUACUCCAUACGGAGACCAGGCUUGGGAGUUCUAUCACCCUAAAUUCCAUUGCGACAAGAGAAAUCAGUUGGAUGAUAUCAAGAGGAAGACUCCAUCUAACCGUAGAAACGUACCGAUACCUUCGCCAACGGAACUACCCACCAACGUUCAUAUAACGGAGCUUCAAUCACAAAUAAACAACCUGACCAAGCUUCAAACCAGCAUGAACGAUCACCUACACUCUUUGAGCCAGAACUACUAUUCUGUCAUUCAAGAUUUAUUAAACUUUCAGAAAAAUAUGGUCGCCCAGGACCAAUUGAUGCAAAAUUUGCAAACACAAAAAUUGAUAAAUUCAUAUACCGAAGUUUCUCGAGCUUCAUUUGAACAAAUGAAUGCGAUUUCACGUCGCGCCCAAUCAAUGCACCAGAUGGUCAGCGGCGCGGUUGGAGGAAAUGGCAAUAGUUCGCCGGAGCCUGCAAAGAUUUCAUUGUCGGAAACGCCAAUAGAUUACAAUGAUGGUCCUUCACUGGGAGACGAGAAAUUAUCGAACUCCAAGGAUAAUAAUAACCUUGGACAUUUAGAAGAUGCCUACAUUCUACCGACCGAGACUUCAAGUAUUAGUCCCAGAGUUCAACCACAGACGGAUGCAUUUCAAUUGGCGCUGUCAAAUGAUUAUAUGAGGAGCCGGCCUGACCAGAUACUCAACGCACAGAUGUCAAAUGAUAGACUGACAGUAUUAACCAUGGGUCAAUUAAUGCCACGGCAAUCGCAGUCAUUGGCAUCUAAUCUGACACCUUCCGCGAGCACAAACGUAACUUGCGUUAAGAAAACUUCACCCUCACAAGGAUCGAACACCAUGCGUGUGGUUCGCAACACCUUCGUGCCCAAUUGGUCCGUUCCACCCAAAGUACUUUUGGUCGACGAUGAUGCAGUUUAUCAAAGUCUUGGUUCAAAGUUAUUACGGAUUUUUGGUUGUUCGAUAGACAUCGCUGUGGAUGGUAUAAGCGCCGUCGGUAAAAUGAACCUUGAAAAAUACGACCUUGUAUUAAUGGAUAUCGUCUUACCUAAUUUGGAUGGUGUGGAGGCGACAACCCAGAUCAGGCGUUUCGACCCCAAAACUCCAAUAAUCAGCAUGACAUCAAACAUCACAACUCAAGAGUGCAUCAAAUAUCUGUCGCAUGGAAUGAACGAUAUUCUUGCCAAACCAUUCACAAAAACCAUGUUAUUGGCGAUGUUGGAGAGAUACUGCAUGCAUCUUAAAAUAAUACCGACCUUUCAGAAUAUUCCACGGUCACUCGGUGCACUUGAUCAGCAGGCGGAAACGAUCGCGCCUUCGGAGAAUGGCGGUGGAAAUAAUAAUGAUCAUAAUAGUUGGACGUCAGAUCGGGUGCACGUCUCGAAUGCCCCAACCCUAACAAUUAUGAGGAGUAACGAAAAUUAUGUGCAAAUGACGAACGAGCUCGCCGUCACCCGCGGCGUGACUCGGUAUGCCGAGGAAAGUGAAAUUGAUAAUGGAUCUCGUAAAAAGCAGCGAUUUGAGUGGAUCGAAUGA
Acaulospora colombiana is the source of this 1737-nucleotide messenger RNA. The record is from the annotation of a GenBank genome assembly. NCBI's taxonomy places the organism in Eukaryota, Fungi, Glomeromycota, Glomeromycetes, Diversisporales, Acaulosporaceae.